Messenger RNA from Anopheles marshallii, 1302 nucleotides. It is a transcript of the gene Fpps, whose product is annotated as farnesyl pyrophosphate synthase. Lineage: Eukaryota; Metazoa; Arthropoda; Insecta; Diptera; Culicidae. Bases 1 to 1302 code for a protein of 433 amino acids. Gene Ontology annotation, molecular function: (2E,6E)-farnesyl diphosphate synthase activity; dimethylallyltranstransferase activity. Gene Ontology annotation, biological process: trans, trans-farnesyl diphosphate biosynthetic process. Gene Ontology annotation, cellular component: cytoplasm. The transcript has 5 exons. The record is from RefSeq and is a predicted model, not a curated record.
AUGCUUUCCAUCUUGGCACGGGUUGGCGGUAGCGUGGUGGGGCCGCGGGUGACCGCUCCGCUCAGCGGAAUGUCCGCCGGGUGCUGGCGCAACAUCUCGAAGAGCAGCGAGGUGAACAAUUCCGACUUCAUGACGAUCCGCACGGAGAACCAGAACCAGAAGACGGUGGCCAAUACCCGCAACUGCGACAGCAAGCAACAGAUAAGACUGAAGAAGGUGUCGAGAACUCUCUCGACGCUGAACUCAUCCGUGCCGGAAGCGGCAGCACAUACGGCCGUACCGAAGAGCGAGAGCCGCGAAUUUAUGGCCGUCUUUCCGGAUGUCGUGCGCGAUCUGACCGCGUACGCCAGCAAGUACGACAAGAACGUGGCGACCAAGUGGUUCGUCCGGGCGCUGCAGUACAAUGUGCCGCAGGGCAAGAAGAACCGGGGGCUGGCCUGUGUGUAUGCGUACCGGAUGCUGGCCCGUCCGGAAGAGCUAACGCCCGAAAACAUCCGAAGGGCACAGUACCUUGGCUGGGCGAUUGAGAUGCUGCAUUCGAUGUUCCUGAUCAUGGACGACGUUAUGGAUGGUAGCGUUACGCGCCGUGGUCAACCGUGCUGGCACACGCUGGAUGAUGUGAAGCUGGCGGGCGUGAAUGAUGGCAUCAUGAUCGAGGCAGCCAUAUCACACCUGGUGAAGACGCAGUACGGCAACGAGUCGUACUAUCCGCGGCUGCUGGAGCUGUUUAACGACAUGAAGUUCAUCACAACCAUCGGUCAAUCGUUGGAUCUUCGCUCGGCCAAGCUCGACGUGACGGACUACACGAUGGAUCUGUACAAAUCGAUCGUAUUCCACAAGACUGCCUACUACACGUUCUACCUCCCGGUUGCGAUGGCCAUGCACCUUACUGGCUACACCGAUCCUGAGAUGUUCCGGCAGGCGAAAACGAUUCUGCUCGAAAUUGGACAGUUUUACCAGACGCAGGACGACUUUUUCGAUUGCUUCGGCGAUCCGGCCGUGAUCGGUAAGGUUGGCACCGACAUUGCCGAGGGCAAGUGCAGCUGGCUGGCAGUGGUUGCGAUGCAACGUGCGACCGAGGAGCAGAAGGAGAUCAUGAAGGCGUGCUAUGGAUCAACGGAUCCGGAGAAUAUUGCGCGCGUCAAGAAGCUGUAUGAGCAGCUCGGACUGCCGACCACGUACAGCAUCUACGAGGAAGAAUCGUACAACAUGAUCAAAACGCACAUUCAGCAGAUUUCGCGCGGUUUGCCGCACGAACUGUUUUUCAAAAUUAUGGAAAAAAUCUAUCGACGCGAAGCGUAA